Salvia splendens (bonfire salvia) is the source of this 1032-nucleotide messenger RNA. RefSeq names its product proteasome subunit alpha type-7. NCBI's taxonomy places the organism in Eukaryota, Viridiplantae, Streptophyta, Magnoliopsida, Lamiales, Lamiaceae. The record is from RefSeq and is a predicted model, not a curated record. Gene Ontology annotation, cellular component: proteasome core complex; proteasome core complex, alpha-subunit complex. The transcript has 3 exons. Gene Ontology annotation, biological process: ubiquitin-dependent protein catabolic process. Bases 125 to 877 code for a protein of 250 amino acids.
UGUCGUGUUGAACUCUCUCUUUUAAACUUCCCAAUUUCAUCCUCACUCCUCUUCAAAUCACCAAAAUUGCACUACAACGAAGAAAACGUAAACAGAUUCCGACGGAUCGGUAGAUUGUUGAGAUAUGGCGCGAUACGACAGAGCAAUUACCGUUUUCUCGCCGGACGGCCACCUAUUUCAGGUCGAGUACGCUCUCGAAGCCGUGCGCAAGGGUAACGCCGCCGUCGGUGUUCGCGGCUCCGACACUAUCGUACUCGCCGUCGAGAAGAAAUCCACACCUAAGCUUCAGGAUUCAAGGUCUGUGAGGAAGAUUGUCAACCUAGAUGAUCACAUAGCAUUGGCAUGUGCAGGCCUGAAGGCAGAUGCUCGUGUUUUGAUAAAUCGGGCACGUAUAGAAUGCCAGAGCUAUAAGCUUACAAUCGAGGAUCCUGUAACUGUUGAAUACAUAACUCGCUAUAUUGCUGGUCUUCAACAAAAGUAUACACAAAGUGGUGGUGUGAGACCUUUUGGCCUUUCAACCUUGAUCAUUGGGUUUGAUCCACAUACACAUACUCCAUCACUUUAUCAGACAGAUCCAUCUGGCACUUUUUCAGCGUGGAAAGCCAAUGCUACUGGGAGAAACUCUAACUCCAUCAGAGAGUUUCUUGAGAAGAACUACACAGAAACAUCUGGCCAAGAAACCUUGAAGUUAGCCAUCCGUGCUCUAUUGGAGGUUGUUGAAAGCGGAGGAAAGAACAUUGAAGUUGCUGUAAUGACUAGAGAGCAGGGACUUCGCCAACUUGAAGAAGCUGAGAUUGACGCCAUAGUUGCUGAUAUAGAAGCGGAGAAGGCUGCUGCAGAAGCUGCGAAGAAGGCCCCUGCAACCAAGGAAACUUAAGCUCUUGUACUUCUUUAAACGCUUCACAUUAUUACUUUUUGUGAAUUGCAUUGCUGAUUAUGGUCUCUGCAGUUGCUCAUUUAGAUUAUUUGUGUCAAGGCCAACAUUUUCAGUUUAUUAUCACGACUUGAAGUGUAUUGAUAGUUUGAUGGUCA